Messenger RNA from Linum trigynum, 1193 nucleotides. The record is from the annotation of a GenBank genome assembly. Lineage: Eukaryota; Viridiplantae; Streptophyta; Magnoliopsida; Malpighiales; Linaceae.
CUUCAUCACUUCCAUUUUCCUCUCCCAAUUCUCUAUCAAUUCUGAUACUCAUCAUCUUCCCAUAAAAAAUAUCUUCCUCUCACUCGUCCGAUUAUGUCUCAAAGCAAUCGCUCGCUGAAUUGGAAGGACUCUGAUCGAUUGAAAUUUUGGAAGACGGUUCUGUCGGUCAUUAUCAGCCAUGAAGUGAAUUUUGGAGGCGUGUUGGGGUAAUAUUUGUCAAGAGAAGCACAUGGAUUUCACGUCCUGACGGUAGCAUGUAAAAUCGAUGGAAGAGCGUAAUCAAGUAUUGUGGUGCCUGGAAUGCAACAUCGAGGAGAGCAAGCGUGACACCAAUGAGUGGAGAAAACCUCAAUGAUGUGGUGAGUCAAGUACAAUUAAGAAUUAUUAUGAAAUUAAUUUGUUAAUUAAUUAGCUUGUUCAUAUUAUUUAAAAAUAAUUUUUAAAUUCGUAUAGGUUCAACGAGCUAACGAAAUUUACAAGGCAGACAUCGAAAAGCCUUUCCAGUUGCAACAUUGUUGGGAGAUUUAUCAACAUUGUUCAAAGUUUAUUCAACAAUUUACUUUUCCGGUGCCACCCAUUCCACCAAUGGGUGGAUCUUCAUUGGGCUUGCCAUCUGGUGAGAGUGAUAGCCGCGACGUUCAAGCUAUUCCAUUUGUGAUCAAUCGUCUCGAAGUUCGGGAAAAGCAAGAGAAGAAGAAAAGAGGAACUCCAUAUUCUUCCUCGGAAAGUUGGGACGAGAAUAUGGCCAAUUUGGUUUAUUAUUCGAACACACACAUGAGGCUAGCCCUUGCUAGAGAGGAACGUGAAGUUGAAAGAGAGGCAAAGGAUAGAGCAAGGGAAUUAAGGGAGAAAAACAGGCAUGAGAUGAUGGUAAUGAAUAAUGAUCUUUCUCAAAUGAGUCCUCGAUCUUGGGCUUGGUAUCAGAGACAAAAAGAUGAUAUUAUGGCUUCUUACUAAGAUGAUCUGGAUAUGUAAUCUUUAUGUAGUACUGUGGUAUGUUUGAUGAACGCUUUUAUCGUGUAAUUUUCAUGUAGUAGUGGUAUGUUUGAUGUACGGUUUUCAUUGUAAUUUUCAUGUAGUUGAUUUAUGUUUUAUGUACGAUUUCCUUCAAUUGCUAAUGCACGUACUUUCUUUAUUGUCUUAUAACAAGGAGAUACAUCAACAUAACGAGGAAAUACAUUAAGAUAAUAUAG